AUAAACACUAAACUGAAGCGUGGUUUUCUUGUUGUUGCUAUCUUUUGUCAUCAACCGCUUCUUGUUUUACAUUCUAAGAGAACGUAAUUCUUAUUAAUAUCAGGACAGGAGAAUUGAGCACACAAGAUGCGUUGACGCUGCAAUUUAAAUCAAAAGCAAAAAUUUAUGUUUGAAACCUAUCACUUUACUUAGUAUUUGAUUUUUGUUAUUUAAGAAUGGAUUUAACAUUCGGAAAGACACUCGUCAUAUUAAUGGCUUUUUUUGGAAACUUUAUAUCGGCUCAAGAUCUCCCUGAUAGCACAGAAUAUCAAUAUGGAAGAGCUAUAAAAUGCAAAAGCGACGAAGGUGUAUUACAACGGUGCAUGCCUGUAUUUGAAAACAUUGCCUUUAAUAAGGAUAUAACAGCUAAUAAUACAUGUGGUCUAACUGAACCCAGCAAAUACUGUGUCCAAACUGGAACAUCAGGAGCUAAGAAAAUAUGCGAUGUUUGCGAUAAUAGAUAUCAAGGACAGAGACAUCCUGCCAACUUAAUGACAGAUAUAAAACUUGAUGAUCAACCCACAUGGUGGCAAUCUGAAACGCUGUUAGAGAACAAGUACGGUGUGCAUUUGAUUUUGGAUUUUAAAAAGAAGUACAAUGUGGCUUUCGUUAGGAUUCGAUUUCAUACAAUACGUCCUCAUUCUUUUGCAAUUUACAAGAAAACAACGUACGAUCCAAACGCCAGAUGGAUCCCUUAUCAGUUUUAUUCACGGACUUGCAACGAAACAUACGGGGUUCCAAAUCGUCAAACUUUAACGUUAGCCAAUCAAAAGAUAGCAUUGUGUACAGACAAAGCGAGCGGCAUGAUUCCAUUAAGUGGUGGUAAUGUAGCCUAUCUCACUCUUGAUCAUCGUCCUGGCAAAAAAGAAUUUGACAAAUAUCCCGCUUUACAAGAUUGGGUGACAGUCACUGCAUUAAAAUUUAGUUUGGAUAGAGUAAAUACAUUUGGUGAUGAAGUAUUUGGAGAUCCUAAAGUACUGAAGAGUUACUAUUUUGCUAUAUCAGAUAUCGCAGUAGGAGGUCGAUGUAAAUGCAAUGGUCAUGCUUCAGCCUGUACCAAAACUGACACCAGCUACCAUUGUAAGUGUGACCAUAACACAGCUGGUAAAGAUUGUGAAAAAUGUCUACCAUUAUAUAAUGACCAGCCAUGGUCUACAGCACUAGGUCGAGACCCAAAACCGUGUAAAAAAUGUGAGUGUAACGGUCUGGCAGAUGAAUGCGUGUUUGAUGAACAGUUAUAUAUCGAUUCCAACAAAGUCUCAGGUGGUCGUUGUAUCAACUGUCAAGAAAACACAGACGGCGUGCAUUGUGAAAGGUGCAAGGACUACCAUUACAGAGAGAACAGACGUGCAGCGUGCAAGCCUUGUAGUUGUGACAAAGAUGGCUCACAAUCUCUGAGUUGUAACAGUCAGGGACAGUGCGCUUGCAAACCAGGUGUUGAUGGAGAUAAAUGCAAUAGGUGUCGUGAAGGUUAUUAUGGUUUCUCUGCAGCAGGAUGCAGAGCUUGCAGAUGUAAUCCUGAAGGCAGCAAAGGUAUCAACUGUAAUGCAAUAGGACAAUGUGAAUGCAAGGAGAAUGUAGUUGGUUUAAGAUGUGACCAAUGUAAAGCUCAACACUUUGAUUUGAACGAAACGAAUCCAAAAGGAUGCAAGCAAUGUUUUUGCUAUGGUCAUGGGGUUUCGUGCACUGCUCUUGAAGGAAUUGGGUCAAGGUAUAUCAGAUCAUCUUUCGAAAGUGAUUUUGAAGGUUGGACUGUUGAGGACGAAUUUGGAAAUGAUCACUCAGCUUCGGCAUUGUUUUAUGAUAAAGAUAGCCAUUAUGUAUAUGUUAAACCUAGGAGAUUCCGGGAACUAUAUCUAGUAGCACCAAGAAGUUAUCUUGGAAACCGUUUAAGCAGUUACGCUAAGACUUUUAAAUUCCGUUAUGGGACAUAUUUACGUCAGGAGAAUGAGGUACCCCAAACGAGCAGGAAGGAUAUUAUUUUUGAGGGUGCUGGACUAACUGCAACCUACGAGCUUACUGAUCAAGGCAAUAUAUUGCCAGAAGGAAGAUUUGUCCCAUACAACUACAAGCUUAUUGAACCAGCAGGCAUGACCACUUUCAACUUUCAACGUUUAUUAUCUGAUUUAACUGCAAUUAAAAUUCGAAUGACCUACUUUCCUGGUUCGUUAAGAAGAAAAGUUCUUGAUGACGUUGCGUUGGAAUCGACUACAUAUAUUUCCAGAAAUUCCCCCGAACAAGUUAGUUGGAGUGAAAAAUGCGAGUGUGAGCGAGGUUAUACAGGUGAUCAAUGUGAGAAAUGUGAUUUUGGAUAUACCAGAGCAGCUGGUGAAUCUGGUCCUUAUAGACGGUGCGUACCGUGUGAAUGCAACAAUCAUGGCUCACAAUGUGACCCGGAGACGGGUGUUUGUGUAUGUAAGGAUAACACAACUGGAAGGAACUGCGAAGAAUGCUUAGAAGGUUUCUAUGGAAAUCCUACUAGAGGAAAACCAGAUGACUGUAAGCCAUGUCCAUGUAUCUUUGCAAAUAAAUGCAUCUUGAUUGGAUCACGUAUCACUUGUACUGAUUGUCCUAAAGGACACACUGGUGACCGGUGUGAAAAAUGCGAGGAUGGGUAUUUUGGCGAUCCAACUGGAAAAUUAGGAAAUGCUACUCGCUGCCAAAAGUGUGAUUGCAAUGGAAAUGUCAAUCCUGAAGCAAAAGGAAACUGUGAUGGUCUCACAGGUGGCUGCUUACAAUGUAUUCACAACACAACAAAUGGUCCAUCACAAAGUUGUGAAGAAUGUGCUAAAGGUUUUUAUGGAGAUGCUUUAGCAAAACCCAUAGCGAAUUGUUCAGCUUGCAAUUGCUUUGAAAAUGGUACCUUAACACCCCCAGGACACUCUUCAGGAGAUCAGAUACCUUGUGAUAAAAACGGAAAAUGCCAAUGUCGAGACAACGUUAUCGGACAAAGAUGUAACAAGUGUCCAGCUGGUCACUGGAAUGUAGCAUCAGGAAAAGGUUGUGAAAAGUGCAAUUGCAACCCAGACGGUUCAAUUGGCAAUGAUUGUGAUGUUAACACAGGGCAGUGUAAAUGCAAGCCUGGUGUAGCAGGCAGGACUUGCAAUCAAUGCGCUACUGGUCAUUACAAAUUCUCUCCAACCGGAUGCAGACCUUGCAAAUGUCAUCCAGAUGGCUCAAAACAUCAGAAUUGUACCAGUAAAGGAGUUUGCGAAUGUUUGCCAGGAGUACUUGGUAUAAAAUGCGAUCAAUGUCCGGAAAAUAAAUAUAACCUCUCAGUAGGGUGUAUUGCUUGUCCGAAAUGCUUUGAUCUGAUCCAAGUGGCUGUUAACGAAUUACGCGAAAAACUAUUAACAUUUAACUUUACCAAAGGAAAUUUUACGGAUAAAAAUCCAGGUAUAGAUGUUCGUGAUAAAAAUUUUGAAGCUGCAAUCAAGGCAUUAGAUAAAGAAAUACAAGAACUUCGCAAGAAAACGGAAGGUCUACUCAAAGGUGAUCAAGAGCUUUAUUCAUUCUUCCAGUCACUAUCGCAGCAAUUCAAUAGACUUUUCGAAAGGUUCGAUGAUCUUAAAAAUAUGGUGGAGAAAUCUAAAGGCGCAUCAAAAACUGGUCAAGCAGAAAUUCAAAAGGCUGAAGAGGUUAUUGAUUUAAUCAAGUCGUUAUUAAAAGACGCAGAGGAUAGAUUGAAAAGAGAAGGCUUUGAAAUAUAUAAAAAUGCAAUAUCAAGUGCUGAUGACUUGAGUGACGCAGCUAAGAGAAUGAGAGAAAUUGCUGAAGAGGCACGAAAGCUAGCUGAAAAGCACGAAAAAGAUGCUGCAGAUAUUAAAAUGACGACCGAUAUGGCUUACAACACGUCCGUUGAUGCUCAUAAAACUGCUACAGAAGCGCGGAUAAAGGAAGAGACAAUAAACAAAGAUUUACAAGACAUGGUUAAAGAUGGUGAUGAAGCCAGUCUUUUGGCAAAGGAAUCGAGAAUAUUGAUCAAACAAGCUGAAAAUACUUCCACAACAGCCUUAAAGGAAGCUGAAGAAUUAAUAGAGGAAGCUAGAAAACCAUUGCCUGACUUUGGUAUCAAUGCUACGAAAGCAAAAGCCGACAAUAUAACCAAUAGUGCUCAAAAUAUCCAUACUUCAUCUGAGAAGUUAAUUACCGACAACGAACCAGUGGUAGUGCAACUGAAGAAAGAUGAUAUUGAAGGUAGAAAAUUGAUCGCUGAAGGUAGAAAGCUUCAAGAGAAGGCAAACAAUAUGUAUAUUAUUGCAAAGAAUGCCAGCGAUAAUGCCAAAGCUGCACAGGAAGAUGGCUCAAAAGUUGCAACUGAAGCAAAGGAAAUGUUGGAAACUUUACAAGGUUUUAAUGAUAUCAUCAAAAGAUCAAAAAAAAACGCUACCAAAGCAUUGGAAUUAGUUGACCUUAUUAAAAAAUUGAUCAAAGAAGCAAAUGAUACCGCAUUAACAGCAUCUGCAAACGCUGGUAUGGCGGAAGGAGAUGCGAAUAUGUCUCUAGACAUUGCUCAAAAAGCUAAUGCAACGACUCAUGCUGCCAAAAAGGAAAUUGAUGAUAUAAUGCAGGAGGCUCUCAAGCUUUUGAAUGAAACUAUGAGUUUCAUCAUGAAUGAGCUUCAGGACACAAAGAACGCUGUGAACACGACUGAUAUUGCACUGGAUGGCUAUAAAAUGCAAGCUGAAAAUGAUGCAAAGUCGGUGGAUAGUGCUUACAAUGAAUCUGUUCUUGCUGGUAACGCAGCUGCAAAGGCGAAGAACGAUUUGCAAAAGUCGUUGCAAGAUGUGGAAGAGCUGAUGGUAAGUAUUGAUGGGCUUGAUCAAAUUGACUAUGCAACUUUGGAAGAUGCUGAAAAAAGGUUUCAGAUUGCCAAAGAUAUCAUCGAAGAUAACAUAACGGCUGAGAUUGAAAUCUUGGAAAGGAAAGUUCUCGAACAGGAAAAUACGAUAAAACAGUAUGAAUUGGAUUUAACACCUUUAGAAAAUCAAAUCGCUGAAAGAGAAAAGAUUACUUCUGCAUUGCCAACCUAUCAGUGUUUCAGACAAAAAACUAGGUUAGAGAAGACAGAUGAAUAGGUCGCAACAACAUUGUGUAGUAUUUUUAUUAUCUAUUUAUUGUGGAUCUGCAAUCCAAGAACUUAAAAGUAAAGGAAACAAUUUAAACAAUUUAUCAACAAUUAGAUAUUAGAACACCAUCAGACACUGGCAAAUCCUAACAACAUAUUUUUUCCAUGAUUUUCACGGUUUUUUGUUUGUUUGUUUUUGUGUUGUUAGUGUUUCUACGAGAUGUGUUUAAAAAAGUCCUAACAAUCUUGUCUUUUGUGGUCUAGUUAAAAUUGGAAACCGCAUUUGUUAGCAAAAAAAUAUUUGAAGUUUAAAGGUUGUUAGUGUAGUAUUUAAAACUAAUGUUGUCUUGUAUAAUGUGUAAUAUUUUAACUUUUAAAAUGAUUUUGGCUAAACCCAACAAAUUUUUUAUUUACAAAAAUUAUUGAUUUAGCUAUAUUUUUACCAGAAGGACUCCUUUCAUUCACGUAUUUAUCCAUCGCAAAAAAAUAAAGUAAUUACCUUACAGAAUAUAUUUUUUGUAAAUUGUUGUUGACCGAAAUAAAUUUUUCGUCAAAAUCCAUCUGAUUUACAAGUUGCUAUGAAAGUAGAUUUGGUAUACAGACCAAUACAUGACGAUUUUAAUAUAUAAUUAUAUCAACAACUACUUUUACCAAUAAGUAACUCCUUUUGUACGUUAUAUGUAACAUUUACAUCGUGUUAAACAUAUCCAGAUAUGUUAUUCUUAUUGAAAAAAACGUGCCACAAGGCACUUCAGUAGGAUAGAAGAGCCGUAGCGACCUAAGGAUCCGAGGGACACGCCCUAUUUGAAAAAUUCAUUUCGAUCAUGGUUAGGAUGCGUUUUUACCCAAUCUAGGAGGUUAAAAUCACAAAACCUCCUUAAGCUCCACAAAAAAGGGUGUCAGCUACGGCCCUGGGAUAUGAUGGCAUAUCUUCGUUUCAUAAAGUUAUACUUAUUUUAUGAAAUAAUAUUUUGUUUUUAUUUAUAGGACUAUGGUAUCUAAUAAAUUUAAAUGUCUUUCGGUUUGUAAGAUACUGUUGUUAUAAAGAGUUUAGACAACUUA
Messenger RNA from Hydractinia symbiolongicarpus, 6169 nucleotides. Its product is annotated as laminin subunit gamma-1-like. The transcript is spliced from 14 exons. NCBI's taxonomy places the organism in Eukaryota, Metazoa, Cnidaria, Hydrozoa, Anthoathecata, Hydractiniidae. The record is from RefSeq and is a predicted model, not a curated record. Bases 216 to 5117 code for a protein of 1633 amino acids.